This is a messenger RNA of Microsporum canis CBS 113480, 2943 nucleotides long. Its product is annotated as nitrate reductase. The record is from RefSeq and is a predicted model, not a curated record. NCBI's taxonomy places the organism in Eukaryota, Fungi, Ascomycota, Eurotiomycetes, Onygenales, Arthrodermataceae. Bases 1 to 2943 code for a protein of 980 amino acids. The transcript has 6 exons. Gene Ontology annotation, molecular function: oxidoreductase activity; molybdenum ion binding.
AUGCCGUCGAUAAAACACCCAGGGGCCUCUGACCUCGAGAUACUCAACGAGCCCGACUGGACGCGGACGCAUAGCCACCGCGUGGGGACUCGUGGCCGUGAUGCUCGGUUCAUGGGCGUGACCCAUGAAGGGGACGAUUAUCACGAUGAGCUCGAGGAAGUGGACGAAAAGAUCCAAGAGCUGCGUGAGAAGGUGGCCAGGGGAGAACUGGUCACCGUUCGUGACAUUAUGACCGACCAAAAGGAUUUCCAUUUGGAACGGCCUGACGUGCAUCCUGACUACUGGAGAUAUAUACUACAUACCACUGAGAGCUUUAUCAAGUAUGGGCAGCCGUGGCCUAUAAACCAGAAGAAAGAGGCCGAGGAGAAGGAAAAACACGAGGAGGCUGAGAGAAGAGAACAGGAGAAAGAGAAGCCAAAGCCCACACCAGAGGAAGAGGCGCUCCUACAGUCCCUGCGAUAUGAACAGCAGUAUCGGUCGUCUAUGCGGAUAAAUGACGGCAAGGGGGGCUGUCCGAUUCGGGAUGAGAAUCUGCCAGAGAGGAUUGAUGAAGCGGAUCAGUUUUCUCCAGAUAAUUGGAUCCCUCGUAGCGACAAAUUAAUACGUCUGACAGGCAAGCAUCCGAUGAAUGCAGAACCGGACCUGACUGCUCUUUUUGAGGCUGGAAUUAUCACUCCUUCGCCCAUUCAUUAUGUCCGCAACCACGGAGCUGUUCCACAUUUACUAUGGGAGAAUCAUGAAGUAGAGGUGAUUGCUGACCAGCAUUUAAUCUAUUCGAUGGACAGGCUCAAGCAGUCUUUCGAAAGUGUUAACAUACCCGUCUUCCUGGCCUGUGACGGGAGCCGAAGAAAGGAAUUGAAUAUGAUCAAAAGGACUCGAGCGUUCAAUUUCACUGCCGCCUCUGCGAGCUGCUCCUACUGGAAAGGAGUUCUCCUUCGCGACGUUCUCUUGGAGGCAGGGGUUGAAAAUCUUUUGAAAAAGAAUCCCAACAAGAGAUUAUGGGUCAACUAUGAGGGGGCCGAUGAGCUUAGUGAAGGGAAGUAUGCCACUUGUGUCCCACUUGAAUAUGUCAUGGAUCCUAUCAACGAUGUGAUGCUUGCGUACGAAAUGAACGACCAUCCCUUACCGCCAGAUCAUGGAUAUCCCCUGCGAUUAAUACUCCCUGGUUGGGUGGGAGCGCGAUCUAUCAAGUGGCUGGCCAAAGUCUGGGUGACUGAGAACGAGAAUGAUAGCCACUAUCACAUCUACGACAAUAGGCAGCUCCCAAGUUUUAUAACCGACACCGAAUCUGAGAUUGCACAAUUAAUGUACCAUCAUCCUAGCACUAUCUGCAACGAGCAGAUGUUAAACUCCAUCAUCGUGAAACCGGCUCAAGGUGAAAAGGUCGACCUGGUUGAUAUCAAGAAGGGAACGAUGUAUAGGGUUGUGGGGUAUGCCUAUAGUGGAAGCGGAGAUGAAAUUGACAAAGUAGAGAUUAGCUUAGACGGGGGAGAGACUUGGCUUUACUGUUCUCGCAGAUACCCUGACAAGCCAAUUCGGCAUGGCAAAAAAUUCUGGGCCUGGUUGCACUGGCACAUCGACUUGGACAUCACUAAGCUUAUCCGUGCGCAAAGCAUUCUAGUUCGAGCAUUUGAUUCACACAAAAACACCCAACCACGAAAGCCAGUGUGGAAUAUCGCAGGAAUGAUGAACAACUGUUGGUACGAAGUAAAACCCGAGGUUUUUGAUAGCCCAGAGAACGAGGAGGCAUACCUCCUCUUCCGCCACCCUGUGGACGCAGGAAGUGGGACGAAUGGCUGGAUGAAACCAUCCACAGAGGAGCGGAUGGAAGAAAUUAAACGAAACGCCAGUUCUCCUGAGAAGCAGUUCACUCGACAGGAGAUUGAAAAGCAUCAUACCGAGAAUGACUGUUGGAUCGUUGUAAAUGGCAAUGUUUAUGAUGCCACGGAAGUCCUUAGCUGGCAUCCUGGGGGUAAAGGGGCUAUCAUGGCGCAUGCUGGCAUUGUGCAUUGGGAUACAACAGAGGAAUUCAGCAGUAUACAUGAUAAUUAUGCCCAGGACAAGCUCAAAGAGUGUAUUCUAGGGAAAGUUACGCAAAAAGCAAUGGAUCAUAUGAUGAAGGAUGCGGAGGAAAGGAAAAAGGAAUGGCCAAAGUCGGAAGAUGAAGACUCUAAGGUAGCUCUAGAUCAUCACAGGUACGGCCAUGUAUUUACACUCUAUGUUGGAGCAUUUGAUUUUGACGACAGACCUGUAGCUAAGGAGCUUGGUCUAGAAACCGGUCAGCAUAUCCAAGUCGGAUUCCAUUUCAGGGACAGCCUUGUUGUUCGCCCCUAUACCCCUGUGCGCCCCAUCUCAAACGAGGAAUAUGACGGGACAUUUGACCUUGUUGUGAAGACAUAUUUCCCAAAUAAAGACCAGCCAGGUGGUACAAUGAGUAACAUCCUCGACUGUCUUCGUGACGAUGAAGAAAUUGAAGUUAAAGGCCCGUCAGGCGAGAUAAGGUACCACGGUAACGGCCGUUUCACUGUCGACGGCAAGGAGUACAUAUUUGACAACGUCUCCCUCAUAUUGGGCGGAUCUGGAGUCACUCCUGGCUACCAGGUGCUUGCAAGGGUUCUACAAAAUAGCAACGACAAGACAAAGAUCAAGGUCAUCGACGGAAAUAAGACAGAAGAAGACAUCCUGCUACGAGAAGACCUUGACGAGUUCUCUAGAAAACAUAGAGACCAAUUCGAGAUUGUGCAUGUGCUCUCUAAUCCAAGCAGUGACUGGAAGGGAUUGAGAGGUCACAUUAAUGCCGAUAUCAUCAAGGAACAUUCGUUUGAACCAGGUAAAAGGAACGUUGCUCUGCUUUGUGGCCCGCCAGCGAUGAUCCAGAAAGCGGUGAUGCCUGCUUUGACACAAUGGGGGUAUAAAGAGGACGAGAAUCUGUUCGGGUUCUAA